Ilex paraguariensis (yerba mate) is the source of this 531-nucleotide messenger RNA. NCBI's taxonomy places the organism in Eukaryota, Viridiplantae, Streptophyta, Magnoliopsida, Aquifoliales, Aquifoliaceae. The record is from the annotation of a GenBank genome assembly.
AUGUCUUCCAAAGAAGGCUCUAGAGAAGAAAGGGGAGGUGCCGGAUUUGACGAGGAGUUUACCUUGCAUGCAGUGUUCCAGAAAUUACAACAAAUGUCCUUGCAGUUCAGAAAUAUGGAGGACAGAAUUGCUAGACAAGAGGUGACCUUACAAAACAUACAGGGGGGACGAGGAGGACCUCGAGCUAACCCUAAUGAAAACUUGGAAGAUGAGGAUGUAAUGGGAUUUUAUGAUGGUGAUGACGAUCGGGAUAGGCGUGUGCAAGGAGGCCCUAGGAGACCCGAUAUGGGCCAUGAGGAAGACAUGGUACACAUGGCAAUGAAGAUGGAAAGGCAACUCAAGAAGAAGGGGACUACAAGAUACACUUCCACAUCAUGGAAGCCAAAGUGGGAAGGCGGAGGAAGGAGUGAGGGAGCGAUGUCCAAAGCAAGAGUUGAACCACCAAAAGGAGGUAGAUGGGAGGAAGCCCCUAGCAAGCCCAAAGUCGAAUCCCAUCCUUCACAGAAUAGGGACAUCAAGUGCUUCAAGUGA